AUGGAUAAUCGCCUGUGUGGAAGAUUUGAUACAUUGAGAAAAUAUUUACCCGAUGAAUUAGGCGAAACCGCAAAAUUUGAACUAAAACAACUUAAUAGUUUCAAUAAUUAUUGUUCUAAUGGAGGUUCAGGGAAAACAGAAUGUAAUACUGAGGCCGAUAAAAUUACUGCUGGAUGUUUAUGGUUGUUUGAGCAAAAUAUUGUUAAUAGGAUUAGUACUUUAAGUAAAGAUCACUCUGAAGUGUUUAUUAUAUACGUCAUGAUAUGGUUAGGUCAUAUGUUAGACCUAAAGAAAGAUAACAAAUUCAUAAACAUAAAUGAUUUUUAUGAAGAGAAUAUAAAGAAUAAUACGCAUUAUAGUAAAUGUAUAAAAAAAAAAAGUAAUGAUAAUUAUGAUGAUUGUAGUAAUUCAUUAAAAAGAAUAACGGGAUAUAAUAAUUUUAAGGAGUUAAUAGAAAAAAACAAAUAUUUGAUGAAUGUUGGCAUUAAUGAUAUGUCUAAUUUUUAUGAUGCAUUUAAGCCAUUAUGUAACAUGUAUACUGAACUUAAUGCAAACGACGCAUCAGAUAAGAGAUAUUUAAAAAAUGCUAAAGAAUUUGUUAAAAAAUAUGAUGAACUUAACGAUCCUAAUAAUACUAAAGAUAACGCCUAUUAUCAAGUAUUGUCUACAUUAUCAAAUGAUUAUAAUAAAUUUAAAGAUUUUUGUAAUAUAAGUAGCGCUAAUUGUAAUGAUAUUCCACCGCUUCCAGAUAUAAAAACAACACAAAAUCAUUUACAAAGUUCUGAACCGAGUUCUGAAUCAAAUUCUGAAUCGAAUUCUAAAGUUACAUCAUCAAGUUCGUCGAUAACAAACAAAUUAAUUCCAGUUUUAUCGAUAAUUAUCGCAAUACCAAUAUUCUUGGGAAUUUUUUAUAAGUAUUCGUUAUUUGGAUUUCGGAAACGAUCUCAAAAACAAAAAUUAAGAGAAAAGCUAAAAACAUAA
Molecule: messenger RNA, 981 nt
Organism: Plasmodium yoelii
Lineage: Eukaryota; Apicomplexa; Aconoidasida; Haemosporida; Plasmodiidae
Exons: 3
Coding region: 1-981 (326 amino acids)
Source: RefSeq, a predicted model, not a curated record